AAUUGCUUCUGUGUAUGAGAGUUUAUUGUGUACUUAGAAUAUCUCUGUGUAUUUUUUGGUUUUUCAUUAUAGGUGGGAGAAUUAUGGAAAAUAUCAGGAACAACAGAAAUCAUACAAAGAAGCAUUAAAAUGAAAAAUAUAUAUUUGUUAAAUUAAAAACGAACAUAAACAAUCUCCAGAUAAAUUAAUUUCCUAUUUCUGGCUUGAUGGUUAUUAACUUAAAGAGGAACUCCAGCCAAAUCCUUCUCUUUUGCAUAGAGAAUGGCAGUGUAAAUUUAAGCAACUUUCCAAUACAUUAAAGGAAAAACGUCAUUGCUUUAAAGUUAUAUGUAAUUGUAAAUCUGUUUAUAUUCAUUGCACAAUGGGCUCUCACUCCUGAAACAAUGUUGCAAGCCAUUAACACACCUUAAACCGGUUUAGACUGGUUGGUUGGAUGAUGUCAUAAUGUACCAUUGUGAUGUCACAAUGAAGAGAAAGCUCUUGGCAAAGAACCAGGUGUUUCAGUCAUUUACACUCAAGAUCUCGACAGAGCAACAUGACAUCCAGAAUGUUCUUGUUGUUUUUGUUUUCUAUUCUUUUUAUAUCUUUUGGAAAAUCACAGGAUGAAAAGGAAGUCUAUCAACCAGAGCUGAUGGACGUCCAAGGCAUGGUGGACCUCGAAGAUAAAGGACCUUCUGCCGGAUUUAUAGUGGUUGAAUCUGGGGAAUGUAGUGUCACUUGUGGGAAUGGAGUUAAGAUGGAGAAGCGAUGCUUUGUAGAUACUUCAGGCGAGACCUCUGAUUGCCAGAAAGUAAUGUCGCCCUGUAGCAUUAGCGUACCAUGUCAACUGAUGACAUUUCAGCGUAAGCCUGGAGAUGAAUUUGCCGUAGAUUGUAUGACGGAAGAAGAGGUUAAGGAACAGGGAGAAGUAAAUAUCUAUUGGAAGCAUGCUAAAGGCAUCAUAACCACGGAUGCUAGGGUUUUUCGCCCCUUAAAACUUCGGAGCAGCAUCCUGACGUUUCCUUCCCUCCAAGUGGAAAAUACUGGCACUUACCGUUGUGAUGCACAAAGAAAGGCCGAUGGACUUUUAGCAAAACAAGUUUAUUUUGGCCUCAAGGUGAUUAACCCUGAGGUGUUUGAUUUGGAAUUCAGAAAAUAUGUCAGAAACAAGAAGUUUCUAGAGGAUGUUCCAGCAUUAGAGACAGAAGACACUGAGAAGGUCUCCCCCCAGCCAGUAAAUAAACUGCUCAUUAUUGUUGCCACUGGCAUUGGCACAGGACUUCUGGUGGGCAUUGUUAUCUGGCUGUUAUUGCUGUUCUUGUGUAGAGCCAAACCCCAGCAGCCUGACUUAGUUUAAAUACAAUCAUUUUAGCCUUUCUACCUUGGAUAUAGUAAUGAUUUAUGUAGAUUUCUAUUGUCAAUUCAAUAAAGUGUUUUUUUUUUCU
Molecule: messenger RNA, 1424 nt
Organism: Xenopus laevis (African clawed frog)
Lineage: Eukaryota; Metazoa; Chordata; Amphibia; Anura; Pipidae
Product: transmembrane protein 81-like
Exons: 1
Coding region: 536-1336 (266 amino acids)
Source: RefSeq, a predicted model, not a curated record